This is a messenger RNA of Pogonomyrmex barbatus (red harvester ant), 857 nucleotides long. RefSeq lists its product as uncharacterized. NCBI's taxonomy places the organism in Eukaryota, Metazoa, Arthropoda, Insecta, Hymenoptera, Formicidae. The record is from RefSeq and is a predicted model, not a curated record.
AUAUCUCUUUUUACUUAAUUUAAUUGCACACAAAAAUUAUCAUUUAUAUACAUGAUUAUAUGAUUCUUAAAUAUGAUUCUAAUUUAUGAUCUGAAUUCAUUGAUUUUUUUUCUCGAAAUCUCGAUAAAAUAAUAAAAAUUUGAAACAUUUAAAAUAAAUUUGAAUUACAUAAAAAUUAAGCUUUCGCAGUUGCAUAUUCUUUGUUAUUAGGAUAAAAAAAGUUUAUGAUUAAAGAAAAGUCAAGUAUGCAAAUUUCUAAUGUGUAAAAAUCAUAUGCUGUUUCGUGUCGCUUCUGAUUAAUUCAUUUCACCUUCUCCGAAAAGCGAUCGAUAACUUAUUGAUGUAAUUGUCGCAAGUUGACAUGGCAACGGGAAUUUCUUAUUUUCAUUUCAAGUCUGCUUUUCUACCAGACGCAUGAGAAUGCGAUAAGAAUAUGGUGAAAGAAAAUUAACUAAAUCGUUUCAAAAUCGUGAUCGAAUAAUAAUAGCAAUGGGUGGUAAAGGCAAGAAAAAGUCUGGCACGAAGACGAAUGGAAAAAAUAAUGGAAAAGGCGCUAAAGGUGGCAAUGGCGGCAAAAGUAAAGGAUCGAAGAAAUCAAGAAGAAGCGGCGGAAAAGCACGAUUCGCUAUGGAUAUUUUUAAUGAGGAGGUGAUGGAGAAUGCUUAUUAUACGUGCCACAACAUCAUGGAUGUGCUGAAGUGCCGAGGUUUCCCGUGGCCAGAGGCUCAAAAGAAAAAGAAAGGAAAACGAAAUAAAUAGUUGUUUACAUCUGCUCUUACAAAAUAUUGGAAUAUUUGCAAUGUGACAUAAGUAUCCAUUACAUAAAAAAAUCUACUAAAUAAAUGUCAUUAUAUUAA